This is a messenger RNA of Oryzias melastigma (Indian medaka), 5899 nucleotides long. It is a transcript of the gene tsc2, whose product is annotated as TSC complex subunit 2. The record is from RefSeq and is a predicted model, not a curated record. Gene Ontology annotation, cellular component: nucleus; TSC1-TSC2 complex; cytoplasm. Gene Ontology annotation, biological process: regulation of small GTPase mediated signal transduction; positive regulation of GTPase activity; negative regulation of TOR signaling. Gene Ontology annotation, molecular function: GTPase activator activity. The transcript is spliced from 40 exons. The coding region runs from base 120 to 5810 and encodes 1896 amino acids. NCBI's taxonomy places the organism in Eukaryota, Metazoa, Chordata, Actinopteri, Beloniformes, Adrianichthyidae.
GUGUGAUUUCCGGUUGGGAGUGCAGCACUAAAAACCGUGGAAUCAAACAUUUGGACCCUCCGGUGUUGGACGCUGACAGCCCCCCCUGGCUUCACGGGACGAUGGAGUGACAGAAACCGAUGACUGACACCUGUAAGGUCGGGGCCAUGAAUAAACCACAGAGCAAGGAGAGUCUGAAGGACAAGGUGAAGGGGAUCUUGGGGCUGGGAGGUCCACGUCCGCCGAGCAAGCAGAGUGACUUCAAACCCUCAGAGUUCAUCAUCACCACGGACAUCAUCAGGGAACUCCAUCCAGACUGCGGCCUAAGCAACCGCGUCCGCACCAUGAACCACAUCUGUGACCUGGCUAAAAGCAAGAAGUUCGAGGAGAACGCGGUGGAGGCCGUGUGGAAGGCUGUAGAGGACAUGCUGGCUCCAGAGCAGCCGCCCGAGGCCAGACACGCCGUCCUGCAGCUUCUGCGGGCCAUCAUACAGGGACAGGGGGAGCGCCUCGGGCCUCUGAGGGCGUACUUCUUCAAGGUGAUCAGAGACUACCAGCCGAGCAACGAGGAUCUGUCGGACAGGCUGGAGGUGUUCAAGGCCUUAACGGAGAACGGGAAGGACAUCACGUACCUGGAGGAGGACAUCGCGCGCUUCGUUCUCCUGUGGAUGGACAUCGGUCUCACCUCUGACUUUCUUCACGUCCUCGUAAACCUGGUGAAGUUCAACAGCUGCUACCUGGACCAGAACGUCUCUGUCAUGGUCCAGAAAAUCUGUCUGCUGUGUAACAGAACCACAUCCUCUACGGACAUUGAGGUGGCGCUGCAGGUGCUGGAUGCGGUUGUCUGUUAUAACUGCCUCCCAUCUGAAUCUCUCAGCACCUUCAUCAUCACACUCUGCAGGACCGUGAAUGUGAAGGAGUUUUGUGAGUCCUGCUGGAAGUUGAUGAGGAAGGUCCUGGGAACGCAUCUGGGCCACAGCGCCAUCUACACCAUGUGCCGUAUAAUGGAGGAGAGAAUGUACAUGGAAGACGCUCCGCUGCUGAGAGGAGCGGUGUUCUUCGUGGGCAUGGCGCUGUGGGGGGCACACCGACUUCCAGCUCUAAAAAACACCCCCACACUCGUGCUGCCAUCCUUCUACAAGGCCAUGUCUUCUGCCAACGAGGUGGUUUCCUAUGAAAUCGUGCUGUCCAUCACCAGACUGAUCAAGAAGUAUGGGAAAGAGCUGCAGGUGGUCACGUGGGACAUCCUCCUGAGCAUCAUUGAGCGGCUGCUGCAGCAGAUCCAGACCAUAGGCAGUGCAGAGCUGAAAGCCAUCGUCUAUGAGCUGCUGACCACCGUGGAGGAGCUGUACGAGCAGAACUGCUACCACGGCUCUGCGGAGAAGUUCUUCAGCCUGGUGGAGAAGUGUGCAGAUAAGAGACCUGACGCCUCUGUGCUGACCCUCAUUUCAUACCGGGCGCAGUCCAUCCAGCCUGCAAGGGAAGGCUGGAUCCAGAGUCUCCACUGCCUGAUGGAGAACUUCUUCAGGAACGAAAGCCGGACUGUGAUCAGGAUCAAAGUUCUUCAUAUCUUGUCCUUCGUUCUCAGCACCAACCGACAGCUCUAUGAGGACGAGUUGAUUGAAAUGGUGGUGAUCCCUCAGCUCAGUGGGAUUGCUGAAGACAAAGACCUGGCUGUCAGGAAGCAGGCCACCCAGCUGCUGGUGGACCUGGCUGAGGGCUGUAACACCCACCACUUCACCAGCCUGCUGGAUAUUAUUGAGCGGGUGGCCAGCCGUUCUCUGGUGUGCUCAGGAUCGUUGGACCUUUCUGACAGAGAUCCUACAGCAGAGUCCCCGAUGGAGGAUGUCAGAACGGCCAUACUGGGUCUGAUGGAAAUCCUGCAGAGCAAACUUUACAGCCUUCCAGCUAGCCACGCCUCCCGCGUUUACGAGAUGCUGGUCAGCCACCUGCAGCUCCACUACAAAAACAAGUACUGUUCAGCCGUCUCCGCUGCCAUCAGACUUCAGGUGUUUGACUUCUUCCUGAUGAUGCGGGCAGACUCCCUUCACCGCAUUGGGGUUCCCAACAAGGACGGAGCCAUCCGAUUCAGCCCCUACUGCCACUGCGACCCCAGUGAACCGGAAAAACGUGAAAAGAAGCCCACGGGCUCUACAUCGCCUCCUGCUGGCAGCCCGGCUCCGGCGGCAGCCUCGACAGCCUCCAUGCGCUCCGCUUACCUCCCAUACUCACACGCCUUUGGCGUCCUGCUGCAGUGCCUCAAGAUGGAGUCCGACUGGAAGGUUCUGAAGCUGGUUCUGGAUAAGCUUCCCUGGACGCUGCAGUACAAAGUGCUGUUGCUUACGUCUCCCUGCAGUCUGGACCAGCUGUGCUCCACUCUCUGCUGCAUGGUGACGGAUCGACUGAUCUCUGAGCGCUUGAAAAAGACCCCGGAGGUGUUUUCUCGCACAGACGUGCAGCUGGCAGUGGUUCCCGUUCUGACAGCUGUGACUUCUUACCAUAACUACCUGGAGCAGUCCAGACAGAGGGAACUGGUUCAGUGCCUUGAGACCGGCCUCAUCUACCGCUGUGCCAAGCAGUGCGUGGUGGCCCUCACCAUGUGCACGGUGGAAAUGCCCGACAUCAUGAUUAAGCUCCUCCCUGCGCUCAUCGUCAAGCUCACGCACAUCUCUGCCACUGUCACCAUGGCGUCCCCCAUGCUGGAGUUCCUGUCCACUCUGGUUCGACUGCCUCAUCUCUACGCCAACUUUGUGGCUGAGCAGUAUGUGAGCGUGUUCGCCAUUUCUCUGCCCUACACCAACCCCUCCAAGUUCAACCAGUACAUCGUGUCUCUGGCUCACCAUGUGAUCGCCAUGUGGUUCAUCCGCUGCAGGCUGCCCUUUCGCAAAGACUUUGUACAGUACAUCACAAAGGGUCUGCGCUCCAAUGCACUGCUGCCGUUCGACGACGGUCACGAGCAAAGCCCGUUCCGCGCACGAAGCACCAGCCUCAACGAAAGGCCCAAAAGCCACCGGGCGCCCAAAGUGGCAAAGGCAGCUGCGGGCAAUAGCAGUGGCUCCCCGGUAAAAGAGUUGCGGGACCGCUCAGCCAUGGAGGCGUUCCGCUGCCGCAGCAUCAGCGUCUCCGAACACGCGGUCCGCAGGAUGCACACCUCCACCACCACCUGCAGUCUGGGCUCUGCUGAUGAAAAUGCCGUAACUCAAGCAGACGAAGGGCUUAAGACCGUCCACCUGGAGCUCACAGAGACCUGCUUGGACAUGAUGGCUCGAUACGUCUUCUCGAACUUCUCUGCUUUACCCAAGAGGUCUCCUAUUGCAGAGUUCCUGCUGGCAGGCGGUCGCAGCAUGACCUGGUUGGUAGGCAAUAAGCUGGUGACUAUCACGACCAGUGGAGGAGUCAGAACACAAGCGCUGCUGGGUCUAGACAUGUCUGAACGCCUCGGGGGAGGAGAGAUGACCAGGUCCGACCCGUCCCUGCACACCCGAAUGACCAAAGAGGCUCCAGCCAAGCUGGAGUCGCAGUCCAGCCAGCAGCAGAGCCGAUCCACACGCAUCCGUGUGCGCUCCAUAUCAGGAGGUCACGCUCUUCGCGCAGGUCCCGCUCAGAGUCUCAGUCCUCUUGUGUCUCCUUCGGAGGGGGAGAUGGCCACGCCUCUCUCUCCCUCCCCCGGUCCCGUUCUGGACGGUGGGGGUCUGGACAGCGGGGGCCCGCCGUCCUCCUCUGGCACCUCGUCAGCUCCUCCUCCUCUUAAAGACAACCCCAGCCUGGCGGAGUUUGUCCCUAUGCUCACUCAGGGAUGGGCUGAGAUCUUCAUCCGGAGGCCUUCAGGAAACACCAGUUGGUUGAUGUGCUUGGAGAACCCCCCCAGCCCCUUCUCCUCAGAGGUCAGCAACAUGCCGCUGCAAGAGCUUUCCAGUGUGCUCAUGGCCAUGGAGGGGGUGAAGGAGCCUCCUGCUCAGACCGCCAGUGCCCCCGCCAGCACGGCUGCCCCUGCUCCCACCCCCAUCUCUGAACCCAUGUCUCAUGGUAUCCAUGGCAGCAGUGGAGGGAGGCCACACCUGAUCCAGCGCUCCAACACAGGUGAGUCUGGACACGUGGGGGUGGGGGGUUGUUGUUCGGUUGUGUUUUUGCGUUGGACUCGUUCCUUCACGUCUUGUGCUGCAGAUUCCGUCGUGGUGCUGGAGGAGGGCUCAGGGGGCGCCGCAGAGCACUGCGUGCCUUUCUGGUCUGAGAGUGAGUUUGAGGCGAUGCCGUCUGAUCCCAUCUUUAUGGCUACAGAGAAGCUCAGGAAGACUCCGCCCCCUGGAGCACUCAGCAGAUCGUCCUCCACCUCCAGCCAGGAUGAGGAAAAGUCCACCUUGGAGGAAGUGAGCGAAGGCGCCAUCCCCAUCGAUCAGCCCCCCCUCGGUCCCUCCACCCCGAGCAGUCAGGGGGUGGAGCUCCCGUUUCAGAGCCAUUCUCAGUCCCAGGGUUUUGGACUCAACAAGUCCAGCUCGUCCCCGGAGCUGCAGACGUUACCCGAAGCCUUCAACAAGGUUCUGGAGUCGGACGCCUCUGAGCCAGCGGCGCUCUCAGACGCCAAACCUCCACCACAGCCGGCUCCCUCUGAGAAGGAUGGCACUGAGGUGGGUUCGGCGGGGGACGCUCCCGAUGGAGUCGCAGCACCGAGUCAUAAAGGCGAAGGCUCAGCUCCAUCCUCUCAGGGAGGGGGUGCUGCCCUGAGGCUGCCUCUCCCUGCAGCACCGUCAGGACCCAUUUCUCCUGGUGGGGGCCACAGACCUCGGGGUCACACCAUCUCUGUGUCAGCCCCCUCCAGGAGGGACAGAAGGGCCGAAAGGGACUCCUACCAUGGACGAGCAGGUCCCAGCACCACCGAGAAAGCCUCUGGGCUGAGCCCCAGCUUUGUCUUCCUGCAGCUCUAUCACUCUCCUUUCUUUGGGAAUGAAGCGAACAAGCCGCUGCUGCUGCCCAAAACUCAGGUCAUCGACCGCGCUGUGAAGGUUCUGGACCAGAUGCCUCCGUACGACACGCAUAAGAUCGGAGUAGUGUUUGUUGGGGCGGGUCAGGUUAACAACGAGGUAGCCAUCCUGUCAAAUGAAUACGGCUCCAACCGCUACGCCGCCUUCCUGACCGGACUCGGGAAGUUGAUCCACCUGAAGGACUGCGACUCCGACCAGAUCUUCUUGGGGGGUCUGGACCAGUAUGGAGACGAUGGAGAGUUCACGUACUGCUGGCAUGACGACAUCAUGCAGGCCAUCUUCCACAUCGCCACGCUGAUGCCGAACCGCGAGAGCGACAGAGGCUGCUGCAACAAGAAGCGCCACAUCGGCAACGACUUUGUCAUGGUGGUGUACAACGACUCUGGGGAGGAGUACAAGCUGGGAACCAUCAAGGGGCAGUUUAACUUUGUGGAAGUCAUCAUCAAACCUCUGGACUACGAGUGUAACCUGGUCACCUUACAGUGCCGCAAAGACCUGGAGGGUUUAGUUGAUACGACAGUAGCGAAGAUUGUUUCAGACCGCAACCUUCCCCUCCUCGUCCGGCAGAUGGCGCUGCAUGCAAAUAUGGCGUCUUUGGUUCAUCAGUACAGAGCCAACCCCUCAGACGCCUACGCCUCCAAGUGGCUGGCCAGGCUACGGCACAUAAAGAGGAUCCGAACCAGAGCUCAAGAGGACAUCCAGUCUCGCUCCACUCCUGGAAUCUCUCUCACUCAAGGCCACGCUCAGCAGAACAAGUCGUUUCAGCAGAACACGCCCACUCCAAACCCGGAAGCGUCCGGCCAAAGGAAAAGACUGGUGUCCACUGUGGACGACUUCACCGAUUUUGUUUGAUUCAUUUCCUGUUCCUGAAGGCGUGCACGCUCGUGCGCUCUCGGGUCCGUCUGUGCUUUUGUGUAUGUAAUAAAGAUGUUUGACAUGAA